GCAUAAGUUCAUUGACCAAGUUCUUUGCUGCGUUCCCUUUAAGAACUUUGGGUGGAGGCUGUACGUUAAAGCUCAAUGAUGGCGAGUCGUUUCACUCAAAGCCGAGUAAACAAGAGAAUUUUGGCUGAAAAUUUGAGGGCUCAAGUGUAGACGCGUCAUGGUGAAGAAUGUUCCGGAAAGUAAAGAAGCGUCACAGCAGCAGCAGCUCCCAGAGCAGUGAGAUCAGCACCAAGAGCAAAUCUGUGGAGUCCAGUCUAGGAGGGCUGUCCAGGUCCAGCACUGUUGCCAGCCUCGACACAGAUUCAGCCAAGAGCUCAGGGAACAGCUCUGAGGCAUGUGCAGAGUUCAGGGUGAAGUAUGUGGGAGCCUUAGAGAAGAUGCAGUUUGAUGUGAGCAGGACUCUUCAGGAACCACUGGACCUCAUCAACUACAUUGACACAGCCCAGCAAGAUGGAAAGCUGCCUUUUGUGCCUGUGGAGGAGGAGAUAAUUCUAGUUGUGUCCAAGCAUGGAGUCAAAGUGGCCUCAAUUGACCAGUGUGAUGUCUUGCAUCGUCACCCCUUGUACCUAAUUGUCCGAAUGUUGUGUUACGAUGAUGGCCUCGGCGCAGGAAAGAAUCUUCUAGCUCUCAAAACCACAGAUUUGAACCAAGAAGUGUGCAGCAUCUGGGUGUACCAGUGCCACAGCUCGGAGCAGGCUCAGGCCAUCUGUAAGGUACUGUCAACAGCAUUCGACUGUGCUCUGGCAUCCGAGAAGUCCUGACCAGCAAGUAGAACUCCAAACAACUAGUGCCUUUGCUUUUGAAAUAUGCAAGAUUCUCCUAUAUGAAUAAUAUUUUUGUACCUCAAAAUGUACUGUAUAUUUAUAAAUUAUAUUCAUGCAUUUGGUACAAAAACACAUGCACAGGCAUAAAUGUGAGUUAUUUGCUACAAUGUUGUAAUGUCUCCAUUGGUACACAAGGCUAAACCCUCAUACUUUUGUUUUCAUAAACAUUUUUCAUUAUAGUUUGUUCUUUUAUUGGAAAUUAACAGACUAUUUUAAGUUUUUACUUUUACCUGAAAUGGAUACCAAGCCACAAAAAGGCCAUGCCUCCUUUAUGUGGUACCUUUAGUUUUUAAUCUUUAUGUGCUUAAGUUAAUGUGCAAUAUCUGUAUAAUGCCUGUUUUAGCAUUUUUUAAAAUCAUAAUCAUUUUUAACCCACAAUGUUUUGGGGGUUUAUUUCAUACUUUCAAACUUAGGUGGUACGUAAUUUACUUUACGUACAUGGUACUUGCAACUUUACUUCUUAAUCUAAGUAAGUCUUUUCUUUAAUAUACGUUUUGUUCAUGUAUGUGGUACAGUGAUUUUGUACAUGCUCAUUAAAAUUACAUUGCCACC
Messenger RNA from Periophthalmus magnuspinnatus, 1376 nucleotides. It is a transcript of the gene itgb1bp1, whose product is annotated as integrin beta 1 binding protein 1. Gene Ontology annotation, biological process: negative regulation of substrate adhesion-dependent cell spreading; negative regulation of focal adhesion assembly. Gene Ontology annotation, cellular component: cell periphery; lamellipodium; cytoskeleton. The transcript is spliced from 7 exons. The record is from RefSeq and is a predicted model, not a curated record. The coding region runs from base 168 to 761 and encodes 197 amino acids. NCBI's taxonomy places the organism in Eukaryota, Metazoa, Chordata, Actinopteri, Gobiiformes, Gobiidae. Gene Ontology annotation, molecular function: integrin binding.